CAUUACGUGUGAGUGUCAGGAGAGCAGCAGAAGUCCAAACAGAACCAGUCCAAACAUUAGCGCCAGAGCACCCGGAAGACAGCGCACAGGGCGCCGACACACUUAAGAAAUCGUUUAAUCAUGGCGCAGAUGUUCACUGUUUCUGACAAUGAGUCAGAGACUUCAGAAGACCAUGAGGACUCCCUCCAGACACAUAAAGAAUCACCGCAAAGAAAGCAGCACCUUACUGUUUCUGCCCGUCUGAAAGGGGAAAAACUGGUGAGACAAAGGAAUCUCUCGAUGAAUGAUGAGGACCUGCUAGAGACCGGAGCAGGAGAGGAAGGUGAAAUGUUUGGAGGUGAAGCUUUUAGGCGUCGAACCCACUCUGCUCCCCCUGCACUGUGGGCAGCUAAGAAAUACGGCCAGCAGCUGAGAAGAAUGAGUGAUGAGUUUGACAACCUUCUUGAUAAAGGGAUGAAGAGAGUGAAGAGUGCAGGAACAGCACGUCAGAUGCACCAGUCCCCCAGCUGGUUGACUUUCCUUUGGAGUCACAAAGAAUCUGAUGCUGAGUCGCGUCCCGCAGAGUGAUUGAAAGUGAACGUAUAAUGGACUACUGUACAUAACAACUGGUUGUACAAGAAAAGGACGCACUGCAUUGAAGAGAAGGAACAAUUCCAUUGACUGGAAACCUUUAUCAUGGACUGCACUGGUGGGACCCUUGACUAAAUGAAAAGUAUGAUCUGACUGGCAUGUGCCACAGAGAAUACUCAUAAUGGUGAUUCCACUUUGACUUAAACUCUGGGAAGAUUAUGCCGUAAAAUGUAUGACACUGAUAUCACCAUAUACAAAGCACAUACUUUCUGACACUUCUUUUUCAAACAGUUACAUCAAGAUGACAUAAAUAGUAAAACUUGUAAGGGCUAAAGCCCUUUUGUUUAAAAGGUAGAUUAACAAAAAGCUGAAAUAGUUUUUAACAAAGCACAUCAAAGUCCAAGAUGUUUUAUUUUUGCAUUCAAAGUGUUAACUGAAUUUUAACCAAUAUUUUUAGACAAUUGUCUGUACAGCAACAAUGAACUUGACAACAUCUACAACGGCACACACAGGGUAUAUUGUAAAAGGACUUUGACCACUUUGAGGGCCCUUUCGUUUUUUAUUGGAGUGAUAAUUAUUUGCAAUGGUCUACCAAAGCAAAAUGACUUGACACCAAAUCUACAUGAGCCCAUACAACAAGAAUGGAUUUAAAUACCCACAACUACAUAUUUUUGGGGUCUUAAUAUCCAAUAAAGCAAGAAUAGGAGCAUCAUCGUCACUGGUAUUACUUGAAAAUGACAAAAC
Triplophysa rosa is the source of this 1314-nucleotide messenger RNA. RefSeq names its product BCL2 associated agonist of cell death b (gene badb). The transcript is spliced from 4 exons. The record is from RefSeq and is a predicted model, not a curated record. Bases 121 to 567 code for a protein of 148 amino acids. Gene Ontology annotation, cellular component: mitochondrion. Gene Ontology annotation, biological process: apoptotic process. Lineage: Eukaryota; Metazoa; Chordata; Actinopteri; Cypriniformes; Nemacheilidae.